AUGGCUCAAUCAGCCUUCUCCGCACACCAAGUGGUACCAUUGACACUCUGCAACACUUCGCUCGCCUCAUUUCCUAUACAAGAGGCUCUUCGGAGCCCCAAGGACAAGCAAGGAGCUCCCACAUGGAUGACCAACACUGCGCCUAGUCAUCACAACAUUCCCCUAAGACGCGCCGCAGCUGUUGUCAAGUCUUUGACCGUCUCUGCCCGCAAUUCGAACCCGAUCAUUGGCCAGCUAUUCAAUAUGUCAAAGUCUCCGCCAUGGAGGCCGCUUCCGGUCACGGCCCCAGGUAUACCCAAUCUUUUGGUUGCCACCAACUUCACGGCCCAGUCAUACAAGGUACACCUGACCGACCUUGCCAACGUCUGGGUGGAGAACAUGGACAGAAGACCCAUUAUGGGAAGAGCAUCAGCUGAGGACACCAGUAUCGACCCAACAGACGGCAAUGAGAACUUGCAGAGGUUACUGGAUUGGAUUCGAGCUGCCUUCGACAUUGACGAUCCAGGGCAUCGCAACACGUCUCUGACUCUCGGCAAAGGCAAAGACGAUUCGAUAGAGGUUCAAAUUACCUGCAUUCUACCCGAGCCCUUUAAGCCUUUGAAGUGGCCACUGUACUUGAAAAAGUGCUCUGCCUCUGCGCUUGCGACGGAACUUGUGUUGCCACUGAUCCAAUUGCACGAAGCUCGAGCACAAGAGAUCAACCAUCUCAUCGCCACCAUUCGCGACAAGGACGCCGUUAUCAACAGACUUGUAGACAAGCUGGAGGCCAACGGUAUAGGGCUCGAGCACAUCUUCAACAAACUGCCAGGCAAGCGCAAAGUCGGCAGGAAGGAAGCAGAAGGCAAGAUCAAGGGCCUCGCGACCUUUGUCGAAGCAGACUUCAGAAACGAUGGAGUACAAGGAACCACUAGAUCAACGGACGUCCCUACGCUCCUUGACACCGUCUUCCGCGAAACCGGACUCAAGCACAACCCUGAAAUGGAGUUUGAAGCAUCAGCCAUACUAGACACCUGGUGGACUGAACUGGGCAGAGGGAGAAAGCUUGUCCUCGCCGAAAGAUCAAGGAGAGAAAUACAGACGCCACCACCGCCAGAAUCACCAGCGAAGGAAGAGCACGAUGAUGACUUCCAAGUGCAAGCCACGCCGCCUGGCUUCAAAUCAGCGAGCAAGAGACGUGGUACCGCCACUCGUCAGACAGUCAUUGACAAUGAUGAUACCACAUCGGACGGCGAGGACGAAGAUGUGCAGAUGACCCAGAACCCACCUCCUCUUCUUACGAAGGCCUCGCCGGAGAGCACGCCGGCUCACCGACUGGGCACCCUUGGCGGCCGGAAGCGACCGCCCAGCCGCUCACCGUCGUCAGCAAUACCCGAGGAAGACGAUGGUCUGACCUCAGAAACAGCUUCAGAAGCAGAGGAAGACGCGUCGUCCCCUCCUCCUUCCUCGUCCAAGCCUGCGCCUAGAAAAGGAGGACUUGGUCGUAUAGGGGGUAUGGGUGGUAGAGCAAAACACAAAGAUUCUGAGCAAGAGCCUCAACCUGAACACAGACGAUCGCCAUCUUCGCCCUCUGCUUCUCAGCCGAAGAGACACAAGCUGGGAAUGAUUGGAAAAGCGCCGUCUCCAGAAGACAGCAGGAUCAUUAGUCGGGGUAGAAGUAAGAGCCCUAGCGCGGCCCCCAAGCCACGGGAAACGUCAGAGGAGCGAGCAGAUCGGAAGCGAACCGAGCUGCAGAAGGAGCUGGAGAGGAAAGCCACGGGGCCGGCCAAGAAGAAACGUAGGUUCUGA
Molecule: messenger RNA, 1785 nt
Organism: Neurospora hispaniola
Lineage: Eukaryota; Fungi; Ascomycota; Sordariomycetes; Sordariales; Sordariaceae
Product: XRCC4-like factor-domain-containing protein
Exons: 3
Coding region: 1-1785 (594 amino acids)
Biological process (GO): double-strand break repair via nonhomologous end joining
Cellular component (GO): DNA ligase IV complex; nucleus
Molecular function (GO): DNA end binding
Source: RefSeq, a predicted model, not a curated record